Molecule: messenger RNA, 711 nt
Organism: Ambispora gerdemannii
Lineage: Eukaryota; Fungi; Glomeromycota; Glomeromycetes; Archaeosporales; Ambisporaceae
Source: the annotation of a GenBank genome assembly
AUGAAUGUUAAUUUAGUCGGAAAAGGCUGGUUCCAAGAGCCACGCAGCCUAGAUACUUCAUUAUUUCCAGAGAAAAAUGCGUGGCACAGUUGGUGGAAUGAAACGACCAUAUCUUUUGUGCAGCAAUCGAUAUCUGAUCCAAAUGCAUUGACUGUUCUAUUAACUGGGCGACAAUAUUCACCCUUUCACGAAAAAAUUAAAUCUAUGCUAUUAUCACGAAAACUUUUUUUUGACGUGAUUUCUUUAAAACCUGAUGAUUCAAAAAUCCAAUGGGAACUGAUGUAUCGACAACCUCAAUUAUCAGAAAAAUUCAAAGGUAAAGUCACAGAUAUACCCGCGAAUUACACCACAAUAAUCUAUAAAAAAGCUCUGAUUCAGGGACUCGUCAAACAUCAUCCUUCCGUGCGAGAAAUAAGUAUUUGGGAAGAUCGGCAGAGACACGUACGGUAUUUCAAAAGAUUUUUAGAUGAUUUUAUUGAGCAAGGAAUAAUCGAACAAGGAACUAUUCAUGUUGUGAGGUGUAAAGAAAAGUAUUUAGAUGAACAAAGUGAAAUCGAGCUGGUAAAUAGCAUGAUCGAAGAAAAUUUCAUUGAAUAUGAAGAUAUUAUUGUAGAAGAUAAUAUCAUCAGAGAAAAUAAUAUCAAAGAAAAUUCUGCGAUAGAAGAUACUAAUGUAAAUAAUGACGAUCACAACUCGAUUGUGUUCACAUAG